Dunckerocampus dactyliophorus (ringed pipefish) is the source of this 1166-nucleotide messenger RNA. It is a transcript of the gene tslig1, whose product is annotated as zinc finger and BTB domain containing 8 opposite strand. Gene Ontology annotation, cellular component: tRNA-splicing ligase complex. NCBI's taxonomy places the organism in Eukaryota, Metazoa, Chordata, Actinopteri, Syngnathiformes, Syngnathidae. The coding region runs from base 83 to 571 and encodes 162 amino acids. The record is from RefSeq and is a predicted model, not a curated record. Gene Ontology annotation, biological process: tRNA splicing, via endonucleolytic cleavage and ligation. The transcript is spliced from 7 exons.
CCCACCUUCCAUGUUGAAACCCAGUCUGUGCUGAAAGUUUCGUUUGGCAAUCUCUUUAAACAAUACACGAUUUGUGAUCCAAAUGGACGACCGUCAGCUAGACCUGACAGAGGCACAGAAAGAAACCAAAUCAAAAUACCCACCCAUCGACAAGAAGUAUGAAUACUUGGAUCACACAGCAGAUGUACAAAUCCAUUCCUGGGGGAACUCUCUGGAGGAAGCCUUUGAGCAAUGUGCCAUGGGCAUGUUUGGCUACAUGACGGACACGGAAACAGUUGAGCCGAUUGAUACUGUUGAAGUGGAGUCAGAAGGGGAAGACAUGGAAUCUCUGCUCUUCCACUUCCUAGAUGACUGGCUGUACAAGUUUAGUGCAGAUGCCUUCUUUAUUCCAAGGGAAGUCAAAGUUUUGCACAUAGACAGAAUGCGCUUUAAGAUCCGCUCCAUUGGGUGGGGUGAAGAAUUCUCCCUGGUGAAGCAUCCACAGGGUACAGAAGUGAAAGCCAUUACAUACUCGGCAAUGCAAAUCCAUGACAAGGAAGAACCAGAGAUAUUUGCAAUUGUUGAUAUCUGAUACUAAAAAAAUGUUGAUUACACUGUUAGUUUGUUGGAACUGGAAUACCUUAUGGCCAUAUUAAGUGGCCUUUUUAUGUAAGAAAUGACUGGUGUAAAUUGUAAAAUAAUGUUUGCUUAUUUUAGAUUCUGUGAGAGAUUAUUAUACGCAUAUACUGUACCAUUAGUCCAAAAACUAUUCAUUCUUUACAAAAUACCAGAAUAUUUCAAUCAUGAUCUGAUUGUUUGAAAUGUAUUACUAUUAAGGGAUAUUUAUUACAUGGAGCUAAUAAUGCCUCUUAAGUGAAUCAACUCCAUGUGUUUAUGUUUUUGUUUUCUCAAAUGUUUUAAAAAACUACGACGAUAUGUAAAUAUAUUAUUUUUGUGUUUUUUUUGUUUGUUUAAGGGUCGGAAAAGUUAGUGAAUGGACAAAGUAAUUGCACAUAAAUCUACAAUGUAAAAUGUGAUGGUUGUAGUUAUACACAAAAUAAUCACCUACAACAUGAUCAGAAUCAGCCUUUACUCGCCACUUAUACAGAGGUACAAGCGGAAUGGUGCAAUCAUCUGUCCUUACAUAUACAACAUACUAUACAAUAAGACUGGAGGGUAGGCGGGAG